AUGGAGCCACGUUCCCCACCAGCUGAGCAGGGAGCUGAUCUGGGCUCUGGUCCCUGUUCUUCUGUGAUGUUUGAGACCAUAGGAAUCGGACUUCUCUUGCUGGUUACGUGUGGCUCAUGUGAGGAUACGGCAGCUGAUGACAUAGGAGUGCACAUGAUGGGCCGAAUAUCUGAGCUCCUUUCCCCGGAGGAAUGUCAUGAGUUCUACACUCAGAUCACCGGCCCUGAGGAGAACAUAGAGGAGGAGCUGGAGCGACUCUCCGAAGUGAAGAACCCAAUCCUCUCCCGCCACCGGCGAGACAUCGUCAGCACAGAACAGUGCAAAGAUGUCCUGACCCAGUGGCUCGAGGCAGAAGGAGAUGCAGUGUACUGGGAUCGUCUCUCCCGAGCCCUCCGCCAGAUUGGGCGCCCUGACAUCUCCCAGGAGCUGGGCAAGAACGUGAACCAGGACAAGAACCUCGAGCUGAAGAGGAACGUGGAAGAAUAUCACAAGGGGGUGGAACAUCUGACCUCCUCGCUCCUGCUGGAGGAGGAUGAGAAAUAUGGAGAGACGAACGAGCACAGCAGAGCUCGGCGCGCUGGUGGGAAAUCCCGCAGGGAGAGUGGAUUGAUGCAGGCAGGCUGGGGUGACAUCGACCUCAUCAUCGAAAGGAAACCACUCCCUCCGUACAACAGGAGCCUCUUUGAAUGGAUCAAUCCGGUGGCUUCUGGCUUCAUCGGAGGGUUUUUAAUCUCUUUUGUCCUCAUGGCUCUUGCUAUUUACUCCUUCCUCUGGACCCUGAACCGAGAUACCCUGGAGAUUUCUCAUCAUAACCCAGGGCCCUGGCCUGAGCGUACGGCUCACAACCCCUUGUUCAAGUAUGACCUCAACUAUGCCUUGAUUUUAGAUGAAGACUUAGGGGAUAGUUUGGAUGGGGAUGCUUCCGACACCAGCUUUGAAGGGGAGCCGUAA
Molecule: messenger RNA, 951 nt
Organism: Gopherus flavomarginatus (Mexican gopher tortoise)
Lineage: Eukaryota; Metazoa; Chordata; Testudines; Testudinidae
Gene: TMDD1
Product: transmembrane and death domain 1
Exons: 2
Coding region: 1-951 (316 amino acids)
Biological process (GO): signal transduction
Molecular function (GO): protein binding
Source: RefSeq, a predicted model, not a curated record